Messenger RNA from Symphalangus syndactylus (siamang), 2830 nucleotides. RefSeq names its product prostaglandin I2 receptor (gene PTGIR). Gene Ontology annotation, molecular function: prostacyclin receptor activity. NCBI's taxonomy places the organism in Eukaryota, Metazoa, Chordata, Mammalia, Primates, Hylobatidae. Gene Ontology annotation, cellular component: plasma membrane. The record is from RefSeq and is a predicted model, not a curated record. Gene Ontology annotation, biological process: negative regulation of smooth muscle cell proliferation; inflammatory response; positive regulation of cytosolic calcium ion concentration.
GAAGCUGACACACAGACCGACACAGGCAGCGAGAGACACGCGGAGCAAAGCAAGUGAAGGCACAGACGCGCGGGACAGGAGAGCCUGGGCGAGACUGGAGAGGUGCGGUGAGGGGCUGGGGAAGCAGCAACACAGAGCAGGAGCAGGUAGAGGGUGUGGGGUUAGAGGGAGAAAGGUACGGGGAGGACAAGGACGGGGGGGGGACAGAGACAGGGAGAUAACAGCAAGAGACCGAGAGACAGAGAGGGAAAGAGCUGGCGAUGCCCGGAUGUUCUCUGUCUCUUUAAUGGCAGAAACAGAGCUAGAGAAGGAAAGAAAUAGGAGGGUGUGGGGGGGGUGUCAGGCAUGGUGGCUCACGCCUGUAAUCUCAGCACUUUGGGAAGCCAAGGUGGAUGGAUCACCUGAGGUCAGGAGUUCGAGACCAGCCUCACUAACAUGGUGGAACCCGUCUCUACUAAAAAUACAAAAAUGAGCUGGGUGUGGUAGUGGACGCCUGUAAUCUCAUCUACUCCAGAGGCUGGGGCAGGAGAAUCGCCUGAACCCAGGAGGCAGAGGUUGCAGUGAGCCGAGAUCAGGCCAUUGCACUCCAUCCUGGACAACAGAGUGAGACUCCGUCUCAAAAGAAAAGAGAGAAAGAGAAAUAGGAAAGUGGGGAGAGACAGAGAGAGAGAGAUACUGGAGAAGCCAGAGGGGAGAGGACUACAUACUCGCACAUACAGGAGAACUGGGGGUUGGCUGGGAGGCCCCAGCUGCCACAAGGACUGGCCAGCAGGGACAUCUGAGUGGGCUGGGUGGUGGGGGUAGCCCUGGCUCCCUCUGACCCCCUACCUCCCACCUUGGGAACCCUCCAGCCCAUACCUGGGAUGGCGGAUUCGUGCAGGAACCUCACCUACGUGCGGGGCUCGGUGGGGCCGGCCACCAGCACCCUGAUGUUCGUGGCCGGCGUGGUGGGCAACGGGCUGGCCCUGGGCAUCCUGAGCGCGCGGCGACCGGCACGCCCCUCGGCCUUCACGGUGCUGGUCACCGGGCUGGCGGCCACCGACCUGCUGGGCACCAGCUUCCUGAGCCCGGCCGUGUUCGUGGCCUAUGCGCGCAACAGCUCCCUGCUGGGCCUGGCCCGAGGCGGCCCCGCGCUGUGCGAUGCCUUCGCCUUCGCCAUGACCUUCUUCGGCCUGGCGUCCAUGCUCAUCCUCUUCGCCAUGGCCGUGGAGCGCUGCCUGGCGCUGAGCCACCCCUACCUCUACGCGCAGCUGGACGGGCCCCGCUGCGCCCGCCUGGCGCUGCCGGCCAUCUACGCCUUCUGCGUCCUCUUCUGCGCGCUGCCCCUGCUGGGACUGGGCCAACACCAGCAGUACUGCCCCGGCAGCUGGUGCUUCCUCCGCAUGCGCUGGGCCCAGCCGGGCGGCGCCGCCUUCUCGCUGGCCUACGCCGGCCUGGUGGCCCUGCUGGUGGCUGCCAUCUUCCUCUGCAACGGCUCGGUCACCCUCAGCCUCUGCCGCAUGUACCGCCAGCAGAAGCGCCACCAGGGCUCUCUGGGUCCACGGCCGCGCACCGGAGAGGACGAGGUGGACCACCUGAUCCUGCUGGCCCUCAUGACGGGAGUCAUGGCCGUGUGUUCCCUGCCUCUCACGAUCCGCUGCUUCACCCAGGCCGUCGCCCCUGACAGCAGCAGUGAGAUGGGGGACCUCCUUGCCUUCCGCUUCUACGCCUUCAAUCCCAUCCUGGACCCCUGGGUCUUCAUCCUUUUCCGCAAGGCUGUCUUCCAGCGACUCAAGCUCUGGGUCUGCUGCCUGUGCCUCGGGCCUGCCCACGGCGACUCGCAGACACCCCUUUCCCAGCUCGCCUCAGGGAGGAGGGACCCAAGGGCCCCCUCUGCCCCUGUGGGAAAGGAGGGGAGCUGGGUGCCUUUGUCAGCUUGGGGCGAGGGGCAGGUGGCGCCCUUGCCUCUCACACAGCAGUCCAGCGGCAGCGCCGUGGGAACGUCGUCCAAAGCAGAAGCCAGCGUCGCCUGCUCCCUCUGCUGACAUUUCGAGCUGACCCUGUGAUCUCUGCCCUGUCUUCGGGUGACAGGAGCCAGAAAAUCAGGGACAUGGCUGAUGGCUGCGGAUGCUAGCACUUUGGCCCCCAAACUCUGGGGCCGAUCGGCUGCUGUUUGGCCUGAGGCAGGGUGGUCGCUGCUGGCUCUGGAAAGAGAGUGAGGGACAGAGGAAACGUUUAUCCUGGAGCGCAGAAAGAAUGGUUCUCUCAAAAUAACCAGUGGCCUGGCCGACCUGCUCUGGCCCUGGAUUCCCCAUCCAGCUCACUGUCUAAAUAUUUAGAAGGCGGAGAAGUUCCCAGCGGCUUCUGUACACUCAGGUCUGCUCUGGUCUGGGUGCUGGCUCCAAUCUGCAUCCACUUAGGGGGCCCAGCUGCCCACCCCAAGUCCCCAGGGAAUGGCCCUCCCCUCUACCAAGCCACUCCAAGAGCCAGCCCCUCUCUGCUCCAUAAAAACCAGAGUUAUUGGAAAAGCUGCCUGCCUUCCCUUGCCGCUGGUCCCCCAUCAGGCUUGGGAGCCCUGGCAUCCCAAAGGGGCAAUGGGAGGAAGGGGAGGCUGCUGCAUCGUGGGUAACAACGCAGGACAUGUGCUUGGUACAAAAAGGGCCUGAGACAUUCCAUCUAGCUUGACGGGCUGCGAGAUGAGACCCUGGGGGGGUGCAGGUGGUCGGGAGACAGAUGGAGAAGCUGGCAGAUGAAGGGUGGGGGCUGCGGAUCCCAGGGACUGCCCCAGAACAAGAACCUAAGUCCUGUGCCUGUCCCCAGGGUCCUGAAUAAAUAAAAGCCUUCUUACAGA